Eimeria necatrix is the source of this 1041-nucleotide messenger RNA. RefSeq names its product SF-assemblin, putative. Bases 1 to 1041 code for a protein of 346 amino acids. Gene Ontology annotation, molecular function: structural constituent of ribosome; structural constituent of cytoskeleton. The record is from RefSeq and is a predicted model, not a curated record. The transcript has 8 exons. Gene Ontology annotation, cellular component: ribosome. Gene Ontology annotation, biological process: translation. NCBI's taxonomy places the organism in Eukaryota, Apicomplexa, Conoidasida, Eucoccidiorida, Eimeriidae.
AUGGGGCAAUCUGAGCUCACAGGCUCACGUAAAAGGCUGCAAAGGUGCAACGACAUUGCCAAUGUGGCGAGAUCCGCGUAUAGAGGCAGUAGCUCAUGGCUCUGCCUUCUGUUAAGGCAUGGUAGCAUUACAACGACUGCGGCCAAGGGCCAAGAACUGUGUCGUGUAAUGGACGCAAAGCUAAUUCUAGCGAAAAAGGGGGGACUUCACAAUUACCGUCAGGCUCUCGGAUUCUUCUACGACAAGAAACUGACGAGAGAGCUGUUCAAGCAUGUCAAUAAGGGAGAGCAAAUGGCGGUCCUUCCUGAGCUGAAGACUGAUAGGCUCCGCAUGCAGCUAAGUACCGUAGGCGAAAGAUUUGCAGGCUUCAGAACAUCCAUUGCAGAUGAUUCGCGCAAGAGGAAACAGGAAAUUAGGGACUCAAUAGUGGCCAUUGAGAAAACCCUGAAUCAAGAGAUAAAAAGAAGGGUCGAUGCUAACAAGGCGCUUCAACAGAUAUCUGAGCAGAUGGCAAACGAAAUGCUGGACAGGCUGCAGCUGCGAAUAGUAAAAUACAUAGAAAGCCUUACGGUGUCGAUGGACAUGCUAAUAACACGAUGCGAAAGCCUGGAAAAGGGGCUUGCACAGAUGAAGGGAGAGCUGCCCAGCAAGCUUGCGCAAGAUUUCGCAUCUCUCCAGCGGGAAGCAGCGGCACUUCGUCAGGCAUUUACGACAGAGACGAAGAGCAAAAAUGAGCGUGAAAGUCUUGUGUGCAAGAAGUUUGGGGAAAUGCAGCUUCUUGUCGACUCUAAAUUUGAGGCUGAGAUUGCUGUCCGACAGGAACAGCUCAAUCUCAUAAAAAGAGAAGUCGAGAGGCUUGUCAAGGGGGACGAGGCACAUGAGCAGUUUCACGCCUUUAUCAUGGAAGAGUUGAUGGCCCUUAAGAACGGAUUGGCCCUCGCCACGCAGGCAAGGGAACAGUCGGACGAUGAGAUCAUACAGGCGAUCAAUCAGUACACCACAGCACUCCAGAAAGGUCUACGAAGCAUUAAUGCGCUGUAG